Linderina pennispora is the source of this 591-nucleotide messenger RNA. Its product is annotated as phosphoglycerate mutase-like protein. Gene Ontology annotation, biological process: regulation of pentose-phosphate shunt; negative regulation of glycolytic process; fructose 2,6-bisphosphate metabolic process. NCBI's taxonomy places the organism in Eukaryota, Fungi, Kickxellomycota, Kickxellomycetes, Kickxellales, Kickxellaceae. Gene Ontology annotation, molecular function: fructose-2,6-bisphosphate 2-phosphatase activity. The transcript has a single exon. The annotation marks the transcript as partial. The record is from RefSeq and is a predicted model, not a curated record. Gene Ontology annotation, cellular component: cytosol.
UUGUAUUUGGCCCGCCACGGGCAGACCGCUGCCAAUGCCGCUAGCGUGCUUCAGGGCAGUAGUCUUAACGGAGAGCUCAACGAACGAGGCUUGCGGCAAGCCGAGGCACUGGCGCAGGGGCUGAAAGACACACCCAUCGACAGAAUAUACGCUUCGGGGCUGCGCCGUGCAAUCCAGACCGCCGAAAAAUGCCAAGUACUCCAUCCCACGGCACCUCUGACCAAGGAUGCGCGUCUGAACGAGAUAUCUUGGGGAAUUGUCGAUGGCACCGACUUCAAAAAGGCCAAGCCGAUAAUGACCCCUGUCACCGAGCAAUGGAAGGCAGGGGAUUUCGAUGCCCGAAUUGAGAAUGGCGAGUCGGCACAAGAGUGCCAGGACCGGAUUGUGCUGGCCGUGAUUGACAUUCUGAAUGAGAGUGUUGAGAAAGGGCACAGGAACGUUCUGCUGUGCCUGCAUGGCCGUCUGUUGCGGGUCAUCAUGGCGACACUGGUUUCGCGCGAUCUGCGGACCAUGAGCGACUUUCCUCACACAAAUUGUUCGUACCAUGAGGUCAGUGUCGAGGUCAAUAGCAGCGUUACGAGCCUGGAGGAC